GGAUCCGCUUUCCUGUCCUGUACGCCAAGAACGGGAAUCAGAGCGGUACUAUAGAUAUACUAUAAAGUGAUGUUCCUCUCUGUCUCUGUGUCUGUGUGUGUUUGCAGGGAAUUCUGGGACGUCAGGCAGACACGAAGCCUGAUGACAUAACUCGAUGACAUCACUACACUAAACCCAAACCAACCCCCCCUUCCCCCCCCCCCCACACACACACACACACACACACACACAACGCUCUGCCUCUGCACCGCUCCGAGUGCAUUUAACGGAAAGAUGGAUGUCGGACUUCGCGCCGCGUCCGUGUCUGCCGACGUGACACGGGAUCUCCACUCCGAAACAGGAAGUGACAUCCUCGUCAGAUAAGACGAGGGAGGUCGCCUGAACUGUUCUCAGCGUCUGCGCACGUUUUUGUGAAGAAUUUUCGUUGCCUUAGAAAUCAUCUGAUCCGCAUAUCGUUUACGUUCGUACACCUCCGUGCCUCAUGAUAUCAGCACUCUCCCCCCCCCCACCCCCCAACACUAACGACACUUUUUUUAAUGAUUCUUUUCUUAAUUUUUUUCAUUUUAAUCACAUGCACAAUCCAGCAAUGAGAUUUUAUUAUUUAUAACAUCAGACACUUAUUUAUUAGUGUUUACUACGUCAUUACUUAGCGCUUUUUUUUAAAAUUAUUAUUUCUUUUUCGUUCUCAUACACUGAGCAGUCGAGGCCCGGAGGACAGCAUAGGCUUUUUCUUUCUUUCUUUUUUUUUUAAAAUAUCUUUUUUUUUUUUAAAUGAAUUUUCUCUGUGAGUUGAAAGAGAUGUCAGGAUUUUUGCUUCAGGCAAUAAGUAAGCACAAUCAGGGAUCGGUCUACGUGCUGACAUCGAGCUUUUUAAUCUAGACACCAAAAAGAAGACAAAAAAAGCUCGUCCAUUGAUUACAACUGCAAAAAAAACCAACUAUGUGCGUCUGAAACUCUAAUGAGGAACGUUUGUGCGUGACUCACGCUGGAUUUGUAAUAACGACCUAACCACAAGCACUGACUCCUUCUUUACUACAUCCGCUGCUCCAGACUCCAGUUUUCAUCUGCUGACAAACGCUUCAACAGAAGAAGAGCUUCUGAGAAAGCGUUUACGACAUUCAUACCUCCAAACUUGACGUUUUUUUCAGUCCGUGAAGGUAAAAUAACCUCUGAAGCGUGUUUUCCACACGACCUUCGACCCAGAUGUCGGUCCCCGAGAUUUGAAACCUGCUGAAUCUCUCGAGGAGCUCGAAAACCAAAGGCAGGGUCGUGAAACGCAAUAUUUACUAAACUUUUUGUAUUUUAACUUACACGUACAUCCAUGGCCGUAAACUGUACAUGUGAAGGCGGAUUCAGAGAAUGAAACGCUUCUUCUGAGUCCCGGGAUUCAUGAAGUCCUGGAAAGAAAAACGUGUUCGUGAAAAAAACUAAAAAAGUUGGGAAUUUUACUCCAGAUACAACAAUUCCAAACUCUUUUGUGGAGCGCUCGUUUUCUGAAACGUCAGAUUGUCCGUAUUCGAUUUCCUCUGCUCGUGUCGGCUCGAACGAUUACGGAACCGCAUUGGCUGAAGAUGGAUCGUGGGGCAGCGUUCCGUGCGUGAGUGAUUAAUAUUCACCGGCUGCCGGAAUGCGCUCUCCGAGUCCUCGCAGUCCGUCCCCGAACUCGUUCUCCGCCCAGGAUGCUUUGCUGCACGGCCAGUUCACGGGCUGGGGCGUGGGCGGGAGCUCGGGCGGGGGGAGCUCGGGAGGGAGCAGCGCCGACAGUGAAGCGAGCAGUCCUGCCGGCGGCGGUUCGUUACCCUCCAGCCCUUCAUCGUGCGCUUACGCCCUCACUCUGACCCACACUCAUAUCCAUGUGCAGAGGAUCUGUUCCCGACCCGGGAAGGAAGCCCGAGUAGUGCUGCCUCUAUCUGAGCUGGCGGGGUGUAACUGCCCCCGGGCUCCUGCGCCGCCGCUGUUGAUGCUGUAUUGGUACCCGAUGGGACGGCGGCGCAAGGGCGUGGCUAAACGCAAGCAAGUGCGUGCUUACCUGGCUGAGAGCAGAGCGGAGGCGGAGAAAUGGAACACGGCCGUGCAGUGCCUGCUGAGAGGGAUCGAUGUCAGCGUCUACACAGAAUUCAGCAAAAGCUUGUUGCCCCGCCCACGUCGCCUGCUGCUAUUGGUCAAUCCCUACAGCGGGCGUGGUUUGGCAAUGCAGUGGUGUCAGACACACAUUUUACCCAUGAUCAGUGAAGCCAACAUCAGCUACAAUCUCAUACAGACAGAACGGCAGAAUCAUGCCCGUGAGCUGAUUAGAGAGAUCUCUCUGCACGAGUGGGACGGCAUCGUCAUCGUCUCUGGAGACGGACUGCUGCACGAGGUGAUUAAUGGCCUCAUGGACAGGCCAGACUGGGAACAAGCCAUUAAAACUCCAGUAGGAAUGUUACCGUGCGGCUCUGGGAACGCGCUGGCUGGCUCCAUUAAUCACUAUGCAGGAUAUGACAUGUGCCUUCGCGAACCUCUCCUCAUCAAUUGCUGCUUCCUGCUUUGCCGUGGCGGAGUUCGACCCAUGGACCUGGUGUCCGUGACGACUAGCCCGUCUCCCUCGUCUGCAUCGUCCAAUCAGAACGGGCGACCCUCAUCACCCAAGAGACUUUACUCUUUCCUGUCUGUAGCCUGGGGCUUUGUUUCAGAUGUGGACAUUGAGAGCGAGCGCUACAGAGGUCUCGGUUCCGCUCGCUUCACGCUGGGCACACUGGUGCGUUUAGCGUCUCUGCGCUCCUAUAAGGGUCGCUUGUCCUAUUUGCCCCCCGGAGGGGCGAGUUCAACCCCGGAAGUGCCCUCGCAGACCCCGCAUCGACCCCUUUCCCGCAGCAUCACCGAAGGCCUAGAAGGAUACUGUAGAAUGCCGAUCCAUCGCACCUGCUCAGAUAUGGGCCUCAGCGAGCAGAGGAGCCUCCGAAAGGGGGACCGAGAGCGGGAGAGGGAGGAGAGAGACAGGGAGAGGCAGAGGAGAAGAGGGAGAGCGAGAGGUGGAGGAGUGGUGAGGGCGAGCAGUCUCGCUGAGGAUCGAGAGCGAGAGAUGGAGGCGGAGGAGAGGACGGAGGGAACGUCCGGGUCGAGCGCGGAGUCGAACGGAAGACUGGAGUCGAACGAGGAAGAGGAGGAGGAGGAGGAGGAAGACGACGACAGUGCGAGAAACAUGACAGAAGAAGGAUAUGACGUCGAUGAAGGAAAAGAGGCAGAGGAGAGGAUGGAGGGCACGUCCGGGUCUAGCGUGGAGUCGAGUGAAAGACAGGAGUCUGAGAGGAACGGGAGAAUUUCCGCGAAUGAAGAAGGAGAGGAUGAGGGACGGAACAGCGUGGACGGAGCAAGGGAUUUGAGAGGUGGUUACAGUGCAGAUGAAGGAGGAGAGGAGGAAGAGGCGGUGUAUUCGAACACAGACCAGCGAAAAGCGCUUCGUAAAAACUCUGCCCCAUCCAGCCAGCUCGCUACCGCCUUCUUUAGCCGGCCAAUCGGCGCAGAUUCCGAACCAGAAGUAGAAACGCCAGCGUAUGAGCGGGAAGACGGGGCUUUUUUCCAUCAUGGUGCAUUUCCAGCGGACCCUUCACGAGAGCGAGCGCUCACCAUUUCCUCGCCGUUCCGUCGUUCGCGGUUUUCCCUGUCUAAACCCAAAACUUCAGUAGAUCAUAACAAGAACGAGAAACCGAGUGUGUCUAAGCCCCGCCCUCUUUCCUUCCAACAGUCCAAUUCGAACUCCCUACCAGCCAAAUUCUCUUCGUUGUCGUUGUCUCUGUCCCCAACCCCUCCUUCGUCCCCGUCCAAUAUAGGCCCGCAUACCUGCCUGCCUAGCUCCACCUCCUUCUCCUUUGAACUUGCCCAACCUGGUGGGCUCCUUAAGCCCCGCCCCCCAGUUAUCUCCCCUCUGGAUCCACCCCCCGAAGACGACCUCUUGCCCCCACUCGAUCAGCCGCUGCCUACUCGAGAUUGGGUGACGAUUGAAGGUGACUUUGUUCUAGUACUCGCUAUCUACCAGUCGCAUUUGGGAGCCGAUUUGUUAGCAGCACCGCAUGCAAAAUUUGACGACGGACUCAUUCACCUGACGUUUGUGAGGGCCGGGAUCUCCCGGGCAACGCUUCUCCGCCUGUUCCUGGCAAUGGAAAGAGGCACCCAUCUUUCUCUAACGUCACCUUACGUGAGCCAUGUUUCCGCUCGAGCGUUUCGGCUGCAGCCCCUAUCGCCGCGGGGGACGCUAACUGUGGAUGGAGAACUCGUGCCCUAUGGACCCCUGCAGGCACAGAUCCAUCCGUCCAUGGCUCGCGUCAUCGUGGGAGACUCGGGAGUGAAGAUCACUAGAUUCUGACCUGAAAUGUGGGCGGAUUAUUUUACACACUCUGCAUUGCAUAAUAACUAUGCUCUAUGCCGUCCACUUUUGAGAGAGAGAGAGAGAGAGAGAGAGAGAGCGAGACAUUGAGGAAUAAAUAUAACCAGCAGCUGCAAUAAAAGCAAUAGCUUUUAAUGGGAUUUUAUUUAAAAAGGACUACUGGAUCACCAGUGAGUUUAGUAAAGAGAUGACAAGUGGACACUAAGCUACAUGUAGAAAUAGUAACUACUGGUAAAUAUAGGUGAACAGUGGUGAAUAAGGGAAUCUCUUGACAAGUGAGCUUGAACACUUCAGUUUCCAGUUUUCCAUGUGAGUAGAUGAAGUUUUGAUGAUGAUGAAGAUGACCUAACUUUUUAGGCACGUACCGGUCUGCCAUCUUCACCUUUGACCUUGCAAAAUAUACUGGCCUUUUUACACCCCACCCCCUCUCUCUUUUUCUCUUGAUUAUUGCCUCAUCCUUUUAUUGAUGGCCAAAGCACCAAUUUGGCCAAGUUCCUCCUGUUUUGGCCCCUCCUUAACUUUCCCCAAGUUCUGCUUCCUCUGCGGCGUGUCCCAAUCUGCCAAACUUCACUUUACGCCUCGCCCGUUUUCCUGACUACUCUUCCUCAUCAUCUGCUUCAACCGAUUUAAAGCCAACUUCCAGACUGCCAAAAUCAGCAUUCCUCUUCUCUGAUCUUGCAGGACAGAUGGCCGUCCUAAGCUGCGCUCCCAGCUCCAAUUUAGGGCCAUGCACCCGUCAGCUAAGCUUUGCCUCCUUCACCAUUCGUUUAAUACAAAGAAUGUUUGUUUUGUUGACCCUUUUAAGCCUUGUCCACUGGUUUUACUCCGUCUUUCCCCGUUGCCAAAUUUGUGGCUGCAGCCCAAUCUACCAAGUGCCUCCUCCCAUUUUUUUGCAGAAGGUAUACCGCAGAUCCUGCUUCCCCUUUCUUACUGUGUCUUUCCUUGAUGCCUGUCGUCUUGCUGCCGAAUUUUGGACCAGGUCCUAACCUACCAAGCCCCUCCUCAUACACUAUACCAGGGGUGUCCAAUCUUAUCCGCAAAGGGCCAGUGUGGGUGCAGGUUUUCAUUCCAACCAGGCAGGAGCCACACCUGAUUCCACCUGUUUAAUCAGUUGAUCUUGGCUUUCAGUAGACUCAGGUGUGGCUUCUGCUUGGUUGGAAUGAAAACCUGCACCCACACCGGCCCUUUCCGGAUAAGAUUGGACACCCCUGCACUACACCUUUUACCUUGUUGACCCUCUUAAUCUCUGCCACAACCGCAACCAAUCCCAUUUGAGCAGCAAAUUUUGUGCCACUCAGAAUCCGGCAACUGACGUUUCUGAGGGCAGAAAUGUUCCAGGUGGCAGAUCUUCCAAUGUUUCAUCUCCACACGACACUUUAAUAUCACAACCAAUUGCAAGGUGCACCUCUCUUAGUUAAGAUCUGUCCAAACCUUUUAGCAAUUUGCAUUAACAGGGACCAUAGAUAAAUGUGCAUACUAAAUUGACGUCUUAGGUAGCCUACGCAUAGCCUCAAGCAUAGUCUGGAGUUUUAGGUGAGUGUAGCUCACUCUUGGGCAUGUGCCAAUAAUCAGUCGUACGGUAUAUCACGAUAUUUUGUAAAAAUCACCUUGUUAACAAGUACACUUUGGCUCUUGUAUUGUGCACUACAUUAUUUAACCCCUUAAGUAAGGAAUAGGGAAUAGGCAUCAAUCACAUAUAAUUUACUAGGCAACAUAAAGACAGUGGUCUUCUAAAGGCCCUUAUUUUUGAAAGUGUCCUUAUCAGAGAAGGCAAUCCUAUCAUUUUGUUCUCGAGACGAAUAAAAUGCGUCCAGGGAAAAAAUUGUUGCUUUUAGCGAUAUUUUUUAAUACUAUAUCGUGAUGAUAUCGUAAGCUUUGAUAAUCAGCACAUGCCUAGUGGUUAUAGGAUACAGCCAUUUAAUGGCCAUUUUAUUCUGAUUAUAAAUAUCUUUAAUAGUGCAUUUGCCUGAUUGUUUAAGCAAAAGCAUGCGAUGCUGAUGUUCAUGUGAGGUAAUGCAACUUGCACAAUUGCUCAAUUUUAAUUUCAGUUUUUUUCUUUUAACCAAAAUUUGAAAUCUACCCAAGCAUUCAAACUCUUUGCUAAUUGUGAAACAUUUAGCCGCUCGUUUAAUUUAUUCAUUUUGUUAAUGUAUUUUGCAAAGAUUUCUGCUUAUGAGGAAAUGUUUAAAGUGGGGUUUUUUAAAGCCUUUAAUUAAAAGAAAAUGGUUUUAAAGCUAAAAUAAACACAAAGUAAACACUGAACACUUUUUCCCCCCAAAAUCAACCACGGAUUGACAAGCUAAAUCGUUAAGUAUUAAAUGACUUUUUAUUACUUUUAUUUUUAAAUUCCUGACAAAAUAACGGACAUUUUGAGCGAGAAAUAAAAACGUAAAUUGUUUCAGUUUUGUCAACAUGAAAUGUAGACAGCUUGUGAAUUGCGACCACGAUGAUUAUUAAAGGAAUAUUUAAAUGAAAAGAAAUUGUACACAAUGUUCCUCUUGUCUCAGAUUUCAUCAGUCAGCCAUUUUUUGUGUCUGAAGUUUAGGUUUGCGCCAGAGCUACGAGGCCAGUGUAGCUAAGUAGUUGUUGAUGGACAGCCAUCUCAUUCGUAAACAUCUACUUGUUUCAAACAAUAUUAACAAACUACAUAAUCUGAAUUCUGUGGAAACGAUUGUGUAAAAUGAUAUUAUAUUAUACCCUGCCCCAUAAAGUUUGUAGGUGAAAUCUGGACAAUAAAGUUCUGUUUAAAAAAAUAAUAAUAGUAGACCUCAGGAAAAAUUUAGCUACAUAAUGUCCAAUUCUUGCUAGCUACAUUUUCAACUAAAGACACAAACUUGUUUUGGCUGAUUUGCAUUUCCAGGUUAGUGGGAAAGGUGUAUAUUUCCGGUUUGUUUGGGUUUUUUUUUUUUUUCCAAGUGCUAAAAUUUGGACUCCUGGAAUCCUGGACUUGGGCUGCGUUUCAUUUCAUAUGGUGGACCAUUGCUUCGGAGCAGUAUAAGACACUUCAGGAGUAACUGAACUGCUGCUUUCAUGAUCCCAGUUAUGAUGUCUUGUUAAUAGAUGCUUGUAAUAAAAUUGUAAUUAUCACUAAUAGUCAAUAUUAAAUAAAAAAUAUAUAUAUGA
This is a messenger RNA of Ictalurus furcatus (blue catfish), 7486 nucleotides long. It is a transcript of the gene sphk2, whose product is annotated as sphingosine kinase 2. The record is from RefSeq and is a predicted model, not a curated record. The coding region runs from base 1628 to 4342 and encodes 904 amino acids. NCBI's taxonomy places the organism in Eukaryota, Metazoa, Chordata, Actinopteri, Siluriformes, Ictaluridae. The transcript has 6 exons. Gene Ontology annotation, biological process: sphingosine biosynthetic process; positive regulation of apoptotic process; sphinganine-1-phosphate biosynthetic process. Gene Ontology annotation, cellular component: cytoplasm; intracellular membrane-bounded organelle; membrane.